CUCGAUGUUCAAGAAGCUGUUCACAUACGUCGCCGUUCAAGCUAUCAGGUCAAUACCUUCUGGCGACAGCAACAAGACUUGGUCCGUUCGUCGAGCAGCUCUCGCCGCCUCCGCCAAUUUAUCGUCCUACGAAUAUCUGCCCUCUCGCAAUUGGUCCACGAUCGCUUCCCUUUUACCUGUACUUUCACGACUGUAGACGCUCUAGAUUC
Messenger RNA from Phanerochaete carnosa HHB-10118-sp, 209 nucleotides. RefSeq lists its product as uncharacterized. The record is from RefSeq and is a predicted model, not a curated record. Bases 5 to 196 code for a protein of 63 amino acids. The transcript has a single exon. Lineage: Eukaryota; Fungi; Basidiomycota; Agaricomycetes; Polyporales; Phanerochaetaceae.